Gymnogyps californianus (California condor) is the source of this 2805-nucleotide messenger RNA. RefSeq names its product SH3GL interacting endocytic adaptor 1 (gene SGIP1). Lineage: Eukaryota; Metazoa; Chordata; Aves; Accipitriformes; Cathartidae. The record is from RefSeq and is a predicted model, not a curated record. Gene Ontology annotation, cellular component: clathrin-coated vesicle; plasma membrane; cytoplasm. The coding region runs from base 127 to 2550 and encodes 807 amino acids. Gene Ontology annotation, biological process: clathrin coat assembly; clathrin-dependent endocytosis. The transcript has 26 exons.
CCGCACGCUCCUAAUCUGACAGCGCCUGGUAAUUAAUCUGGCUCCCCCAGCCGCUGCAAUAGGAUUAGAGGGAGGGGAAGUGCGUCACGAGGCUCCUUGGAAAUUGAGGAAUGCAAUUCUGCCACCAUGAUGGAAGGAUUGAAAAAACGUACACGGAAGGCCUUUGGUAUACGCAAGAAAGAAAAGGAUACUGAUUCCACAGGGUCGCCAGACAGGGACGGCAUCAAGAAAACGAAUGGAGCCCCGAAUGGAUUUUAUGCGGAGAUCGACUGGGACAGAUACAAUUCACCUGAGCUUGAUGAGGAGGGAUACAGCAUCCGACCCGAGGAACCAGGCUCUACCAAAGGAAAGCACUUCUACUCCUCGAGCGAAUCCGAAGAGGAAGAGGAGGCGCACAAGAAGUUCAACAUUAAGAUCAAGCCUUUGCAGGCUAAAGACAUCCUGAAGAGCGCGGCGACGGUGGACGAGCUGAAGGCUUCCAUAGGCAAUAUUGCACUUUCUCCAUCCCCCGUGAGGAAAAGUCCGCGGCGCAGCCCGGGGACGAUUAAAAGGAAUUUAUCCAGUGAGGAGAUCGCGCGGCCCCGGCGCUCGACGCCGACGCCGGACCCCGCCAGCAAGAAAGCCGGGGAGGACCCCGCCGCGCUGGCACCGCUCUUCGGGCCCCCCUUGGAGUCGGCGUUCGAGGAGCAGAAGCUGGACGCUACUCUAGAUCAGCCUGAGAUAUGGGGUUCGGUCCAGCCCGUCAACACAAGCGUAGAGUCCCCAAAGCUACCGAGACCUUUUCCAACUGGAACGCCUCCGCCGCUCCCACCGAAAAACAUCCCGGCCACGCCGCCGCGUACCGGCUCUCCUCUGACGGUGGGAAUAGGAGGGGACCAGACAGCAGCAGAGCUCAAAAGUGACAAACUUCCGUCCAUCAAUGACUUGGACAGCAUUUUUGGCCCCGUGCUAUCCCCCAAGUCUGCUGCUGUUAACGCAGAAGACAAGUGGGUCAAUUUUUCCGAUCAAUCCCCGGAAAACGCGACUCCGGAGUUGACGCCCCGGGAAAAAGCGGGGUCCCCGCCGGUGGCAGCGGGCAGCCCGGCCGACGCUCCAGCGGCCGAGCCCUCUCGCCCUCUCCCUUCGCCGCUCCACCUGGAAGAGGUUCACAAGAAGGUUUCGGAGCAGCCCUACCUUAAGGAUGAUAACUUGGAGCCGGCCGCCUCUCCCAAAGAUUUUGGGCUGGGACAAAGAGCGACCCCGCCACCCCCCCCGCCGCCCACCUACCGGACGGUGGUCUCCUCACCCGGACCGGGCGCCAGCAGCGGCACGGGAAGCACCAGCGGUUCCUCGUCCCCGGCUCGUCCCGGCACGCCGCUGGCCGCCUGCGGUACCCCACCACCGCCGCCGCCCCGGCCCCCCUCCCGGCCCAAGCUGCCCCCCGGCAAGCCCGCCGUCGCCGACGUGUCCAGGCCUUUUAGCCCUCCUAUUCACUCAUCCAGCCCUCCUCCGAUAGCACCUUUAGCCCGUGCUGAAAGUACUUCUUCCAUAUCUUCCACCAAUUCCCUGAGUGCAGCCACCACUCCCACCGUUGAAGAUGAUGCUUUUAUUGACAAACUGCCCGCGUUUGAAAGGCGCUGUGAAAUGCCUGCAGAGAAUGAACAGCCUUCCCUCGUUUGGUUUGACAGAGGAAAGUUUUAUUUGACUUUCGAAGGCUCGUCGCGGGGACCCAGCCCGCUCACCAUGGGGGCACAGGACACCCUGCCCGUCGCCGCCGCCUUCACGGAAACCGUCAACGCGUACUUCAAAGGGGCCGACCCGAACAAGUGCAUCGUGAAGAUCACGGGGGAGAUGGUGCUGUCGUUUCCAGCGGGUAUCACCCGACACUUUGCCAACAACCCCGCUCCGGCGGUGCUCACCUUCCGCGUGCUGAACUACAACAGGCUGGAGCACGUCCUGCCAAACCCCCAGCUCCUCUGCUGUGACAACACGCAGAGUGACGCCAACACAAAGGAGUUCUGGGUCAACAUGCCAAAUCUGAUGACUCACCUAAAGAAGGUAUCGGAACAGAAACCGCAAGCCACCUAUUACAAUGUGGAUAUGCUCAAAUACCAGGUAUCUGCCCAGGGUAUUCAGUCUACUCCAUUAAACCUUGCAGUGAGCUGGCGGUGUGACCCUGCAAGCACUGACCUCCGCAUUGACUACAAAUACAAUACAGAGGCAAUGACCACACCGGUAGCUCUAAACAACGUCCAGUUCCUCGUCCCCGUCGACGGAGGAGUAACCAAACUUCAAGCUGUGCUUCCUCCUGCUGUCUGGAAUGCCGAACAGCAAAGGAUAUUGUGGAAGAUCCCUGAUAUCUCUCAGAAGUCAGAAAACGGAGGUGUGGGCUCUCUCCUGGCCCGAUUCCAGCUCUCGGAGGGGCCGAGCGCCCCGGCCCCCUUGGCCGUGCAGUUCACCAGCGAAGGGAGCACGCUGUCUAGCUGCGACAUCGAGCUCGUCGGCGCCGGCUACCGCUUCUCCCUCAUCAAGAAGAGGUUUGCGGCAGGUAAAUACUUGGCCGAUAACUGACGGAAGCUUAUGCAAGUCUAUGGAAAAUAAUAUGGAAAAUACCCAAGGACUGCUGUGCGUGGAACGGGUUUUAAUUACAGUUUAAGGAAAAUGAACUAAAUCCUGCACUCGGGACAUUUCUGUUGGAAGUGUCGACAACUUUCAGCAUUUUUUUCCUUGGAAAACACCGUCUUGACCAGUCCUACAGUAUUUACUUCUAGAUGUAACAUUGUUAAUGGUUUUAAAAUGUAAUUAUUGUAUUUGUAAAUUGUACUC